AUGAAAACAACUUUUUCAUCCAUUUUCUUAACCCUCUUCCUCUUCACCACCACAAUCUCACCUCUCACCGCCAUAAUCCACGACUCCUCCGGUAACAAACUUCUCCAUGGCAUCCCCUACUACAUCCUCCCCCUCCUUCGCGGGUCCGGCGGCGGCCUCACCCUCUCCCAGACCACCAAAAACGCCUGUCCACUUAACAUCACUCAAGAACCCUUCGAAGUUAACCGCGGCACCCCCUUCACCUUCAACCCCAUCGUCCUAGACGAACAAUUCAUCCGCGGUGCAUACCCUCUAUCCAUAGAAGCCGAUGUUAUAAACCCAUGCAGCGGAUCAAAGAUAUGGAAGGUGGAGUCUACUACUUCUUCAAAGAAUAAUGGUGAUACGUUUGUGACAAGUGUAACUGUAAGAGAUAGUAACUCGAAGAAAAAAGACGAUGAUGAUGAUGAUGAUAAGGGUGUUGAUAUUGUUACAACUGGUGGAGAGUUUAACAAGCCGGAAAGUUGUUUCCAGAUUGUUGAAGAUGUUAUGAUGCCCGGGUUGCAAAGCUACCAGAUUCAGAACUGUCCGUUUAAAUGUGGUUCGAGUGAUGACGGUUUUACGUGUUAUAAUGUUGGAGUUGUUACGGAUGUUGAUGGUAAUGGGUAUCUUGGUCGGACUGAUGCUAUGUUUCCUGUCGUGUUUGAGAGUUCUUAUGGCACCUACGUUUAG
Messenger RNA from Helianthus annuus (common sunflower), 708 nucleotides. Its product is annotated as kunitz trypsin inhibitor 5. The record is from RefSeq and is a predicted model, not a curated record. The transcript has a single exon. Gene Ontology annotation, molecular function: endopeptidase inhibitor activity. Lineage: Eukaryota; Viridiplantae; Streptophyta; Magnoliopsida; Asterales; Asteraceae. The coding region runs from base 1 to 708 and encodes 235 amino acids.